GGCGCGCUUCAUAAAAGUCGCGUUGCGAAUGUGCGACUGAUGGUCAAGGAUAGGUCCAUUGAAGGUUCGAGUUUCUAAAUGUCGCAACCUUAUGUCCUUUUGGAAUGUAUAAUGCUUUGAGGAUGGUACAGGACGAAAUAUUUCGUUCCAUAUCACAAGGGGGCUGAAAGAGGGAGCAAGUAAAAGAAAAGACGAGAGGCAGAGUAGCCAACAUUCAUGAAGGAAUGUUUAAGAAAGAGCAUUUUAAUAGGGUAAAGAAAAUAAGUGUUAACAAGGUGUGAGUGGACAUACAACUGACAAAUGGAGGUGAUUCGGAAAAGAGCUGAGAGUAUAAGAUUAUGUGUGAUUAUCGCCUGACCGUUCGGGCUAACGAGUCAUUCAUAUAGGCAUCAUAGCAUAUCAGUGAUCCUAUGAUUGCCUGCUCGCACAACCACGAUAUUGCCUUCUUGGGUAAUCCUAUCUCACUCAGGCAUUUGUCAGACCGCCCAUCCAUUAUCCCGCGCAUAGUAAUGGCUAUCAGCAAAUGGUGAACCGAUGCUUCCACUCUAUUUGUGCAUUUUCUUUCUGGAAUAAUGAAAAUUACAUUUUUCUCUGAUCACAUUUACAUUUUAAAAUGUUUAAUUCGUCUAUACAUGCCAGAGAUAAUGAUGAUUAACCUAAGCAGAAAUUUAUCAUCACCCCAAUCUAUUUAUCAAUGUAUUGAUUGGUUUUUAGAUUUUAUAUCAACCAUUUACACAAUUUUUAUAUUAGGACCAAUUUUAAAUUGUUUCUCGUUAUACCUUGGUGGUCGGAAAAAUUUCGGUCGAACUCUAGUCGCAUUAGUAUUAACUUAUUUAUGUUUGAUUCUAUGUUUAUUGUAUACAGUGUUGAUACCACGUCGUCUUUUCAUUUUGAAUUCAUGUUAUUUAUAUAAUGAAUAUAAUUCGAUCAAGUGUAGUUUACGUACUGAGUGUACAUGGUUUUUGUUACAUUUUACAUUAAGUCAUCUAAUCAUUGUCAAUAUUUAUUUCCAUUAUUUAUCUGCUGUUUUCAUUCAUCCCGGCAAUGUACCACAAAUUCCAUAUAAUACUACUAGUAAUACUAAUACUAUAUGUUCACGAUGUUUUGUAUCACGUCCAAUAAGAGCACAUCAUUGUGCUAUAUGUAAAGCAUGUAUAUUAUGUAUGGAUCAUCAUUGUCCAUGGACAGCUAAUUGUAUUGGUUUGUAUACACAUCGGCAUUUUUAUUUAGUAUUGAUAUUUAUGAGUAUUGGUGGGAUAUAUUUGCUAACUGUUGGUUGGUCAGACUUUCGAAUCUACGUAGUGGAAAUGAAUGAAAAUCAAAUUAAUACUACUGUAAAGUAUUCAUCGAUUUGGUUCAACCAUAACACAUAUUUACCAUCGAAUAAAUUCUUCAUUCAAUUGUUCAAAGGAUGUUUCAUUUUCAGUGUAAUUGCAGUUCCUUUAGUAAGUGCUCUAUGCACUUGGCAUACAUAUUUAAUUAGUAAUGGUGAAACAAGUAUUGAACGACAUAUCAAUGCAAAAUUCACUAAAAUAUUAAAACAACGUGGAGUGAUUUAUCGCAAUCCGCAUGAUUUUGGUAUAUUUUUAAAUUGGAUAAAAUUUCUAGGCCUUAUUGAUAAGCAUGAAAUGGCUAAUUAUUAUGUCAAGAAAAAAUCAUUUCGUUUAUAUUUUGUACUUUGUAAAAGGUUUUUUAAUCGUAUUCUAUUACCUUCCUAUCAUAAACCUUAUGAUGAUGGUUUUAACUAUGAAUUAAGUUUGAAUACUGCUGAGUCAGUUCUAGAAUCUUUAUCAGAGUCUGGAAUGUUUUAAUGUACUUUUCGUCUUUGUAAUUCUUAGGUCUUGUUUCGCGUCUUUUUAAAACUCUAUAUUUCUCUUUGUUUUCUAUUUCGUGGUAUAUUACUUAUUACUGUUCAAGCAGUAUAAGUGUAUUCCUUAUCGUUACGGGCAGUAUUUGUGAAAAAUAAUGUAUUCUGUCAGUUU
Messenger RNA from Schistosoma margrebowiei, 1982 nucleotides. The record is from the annotation of a GenBank genome assembly. Lineage: Eukaryota; Metazoa; Platyhelminthes; Trematoda; Strigeidida; Schistosomatidae.